Molecule: messenger RNA, 2773 nt
Organism: Aphis gossypii (cotton aphid)
Lineage: Eukaryota; Metazoa; Arthropoda; Insecta; Hemiptera; Aphididae
Exons: 6
Coding region: 445-984 (179 amino acids)
Source: RefSeq, a predicted model, not a curated record
AUUUAAAUAAUGAUAAAUAAUCAUGCAUAUAAAUUGCACAGUUGUAUAUUUAUUUAGUUUGUCUUAUUAUUAAAUAUUCUUUAUAAUUUUGUAAUCCUCCUCCCACGGGACCCACCUUGUCGUGGUGGAGGAGCUUGCGGGCCUUUAACUAGGUCUUACCAAGCGGUCCCAACCUCGGUACUGACCUUAAGUGGUUGGUAUCGGAGCUUCCUCUGGUCUUGGCUGGCUGGAGGUGGCAGGUCGGAGGCAACCUACUCGCGAUGAGCAAAUGCCCUAAGGGAAGGAAAACCCUGACAAAAAACCCCUCAACUCCCAACUCGUCAAGGGGGUCACUUGGCACGGAGGUAGUUACGUGUCAACGAGGAUCCUGCAGAUACCUGGCGCCCUCUGCAGUACACAGCCUUCCCCGUGGUACACUGCUCUGCCACGGGGUGACCCCCCUUCAUGCCCACUCGUGGGAACUAUAUGGAAACUAAAAAGAAACCAGGACCACCAACUGGCCAAUUGGUGGACGGGAGCCAACCCGUUAAAUUGGACGGCCUGGCAGACGCCGUAAAGUCUGCGACGAAGGAUCGAAUGUCUAAUCGUCCUCAACCUGCUCAAUCGUCUAUCAACAAUCAGACCAAUUUCGUAAACAAGCCGAAUUAUUCAUCUCGCGCCGGUAAAAUGGUCAAAGUGUUGUAUGGACGCGACUACAGCCACUACGGCCUAACCAGAAAUAAUAAUGUUACACUGUUAUGCACGUACUUCGCGACUAAUAAAAGGGAUCGUAUAGAUUCCCUAAUAGAUUCAAACCAAAUCAAAAUGAAACCUCGAGUAAUGACUUCCAUUCAGAUAAACGUAAAUUAUGUACUAGGUACACCUAUUAAAAAUGAACAGAUUAAAAUACAACCAUAUGACAAAAGCUCAAAUAAAAUUAAUGCGGUUCUCGAAGGUCUAGGUUUUGUGUGUAAUAAUGAUAAAAUAUAUACAUAUCGUGCAUAAUACAUAUUAUACAUAUUAUACACUGUUAUAAUGUUAAUAAUCAAUAUAAUACCGGAUACGGCACAAAAACUCAUACGUCACCUGCAAAGUCAAAAUUUUUGUCACAUCAUGUUUGGUAUCGCAAAGCCAUCUCCAAAUGGAUUGACAAACAUGGAAAGCACAAAGCAAUAGUGUAGAUUCCGGAAAGACUUCUUGUAGUGCUUGACGUUCUGCUGUACUAUCGUCUGUCAUGAAUACUAAAGCACCUGAAGGAAUGCCACCAACCUUUGAAACGCCAAAAAUAAAGUGAUACAAGAACCACUUUGAUCACAUGAACUUGUAGAGUCCACAAAAAUAAUGUCUUGGGAAAAAGGCAUUUUGUAAGCUCUCAUCAUAAGUGGAGUAAUAAUUACUACACAUAAUGAAAACUCACAAUGAACAGAACUACAGAAUAAGAAAACUUCAAAUUUCAAUUAUCUUGUAAAUAAUGAACUAAUGAGCUAUGAUAACUGACAAGUGAUAACGUAUCUUGCGCAAUGAGGGAUGUGGGUGCCAUACCCGUCUGACCGAAUUCAGUUACGGUUCGUAAAUACGUCGACCUGCCGCCGACGGCGAGUAGUGGGCGUGACUUAAACGCCGCACGCUUGCGGAAUGCGAAAACACUUAACAGCGCAUUCUCUCGGCCGUUGUAUACGUUUCACUUUACGUGUAGCGUCCUAUUAAUAUUAGGCCCACUGCAUUCAAAUUUAUUAUCAAUGUCAUCCACCAAUUUAUUCACUUGCAAAAAAAGUAGCUGAAAUAGUUGUUACCGAGACAGUGAAAGUAGAAAUUGAAAGGAUUUUUCAAUAAAAAGGUUAUUAUUAAUAUUAGCGGCGCGGCAAUUUUCAACUAGCACACCCCACUAGUUAGGUAAUCAUGCUAUAAAUCUGAAAAUAAAAACAACAAUUAAUGUAAAUCCCACAGUUAGCUAUUAUAAAUUAAUAACUACAGUAAUUAAUAAUUACGGUUAUUAGUUUAUCCUUUUUGAUCAUAACACUUGGUUAGUUUUUCUAAUGCACUUCGGCAUUUAUUUAAAUCAUCAGAAUUCGCUUUCGCGCAUUCUAUAAAACUUUUUAUUUCGUCCUCACAUGGUGGCUUAAUGUAUUUUGAUACCACUUUUUCCUAAUAAUAAAUAAAUUAUCAUUAUAAAUAAUAUAUUAUUUAUAAAUUUUUAAAUUAUUAUAUAUACGGCUACUACUUUUGCAGUUUCCUUUACUUUUAUUUCUGCAAUUUUUUUGGCGGUCGAAUUUAUUGAUCAUAACACUUGGUUAGUUUUUCUAAUGUACUUCGGCAUUUAUUUAAAUAAUCAGAAUUCGCUUUCGCGCAUUCUAUAAAACUUUUUAUUUCGUCCUCACAUGGUGGCUUAAUGUAUUUUGAUACCACUUUUUCCUAAUAAUAAAUAAAUUAUCAUUAUAAAUAAUAUAUUAUUUAUAAAUUUUUAAAUUAUUAUACAUACAACUAAUAUUUUUGUGGUCUCGCCAUGAUGAUUUCUACAAUAUCCUUAGCCAGUGGUCGUCCUGUAUCAGUUUCCAUAAUUUUUUUAAUAUGAUUGCCUAAAAUAUUAAUUAACGCCGUAAGCUGAGUAAGAAGAAAAUAGUCUACCAAUAUAACAGGCAUCGAUACUGUACAAAAUAAAUAUAUUUAUACAUUUAUUAGAUAUAAUAUACUUAUUUACAUUUAAUCUUAUUAUAUAUUAUUAUAUUAUUAUUAUACAGUGUCGCCACAGUGGCAUUCUCACCACUUUUGGAAGUAUCACUGGUCUAAGUCAUUU